Messenger RNA from Penicillium angulare, 1041 nucleotides. Its product is annotated as zinc-binding alcohol dehydrogenase family protein. The transcript has 2 exons. Lineage: Eukaryota; Fungi; Ascomycota; Eurotiomycetes; Eurotiales; Aspergillaceae. The record is from RefSeq and is a predicted model, not a curated record. Bases 1 to 1041 code for a protein of 346 amino acids. Gene Ontology annotation, molecular function: oxidoreductase activity, acting on NAD(P)H.
AUGGAAGUGAAUGAGGCCGCUUUACUGAGGAAGCCACGGGGUUUGCUUGAGGUUGAACAAGUUGAAACAUGGCUUCCAGGGGCGGGGGAAGUGGUGGUGCGGAAUGAGGCCAUUGCGUUCAAUCCGAUUGAAGCGAAGAUUCAGCGAUGGGAAAUGUUUGAUAUUGAAUACCCGGCUGUUCUCGGGUACACCUUUGGGGGAACAAUUCACUCGGUGGGACCCGGUGUAGAUUCAUUCAAGUCCGGUGAUCGUGUUGCAGUUGCUCGCUGGGGCCGAGCAGCGAGUGAUAUCAGAUUCGGAGCAUUCCAAAAGUACCCACUCGCACUAGAAGAGAACCUUGUGAAGCUAAACGCUCACACCCCACUGCACGAAGGAUGCGGUGUGAUGGCUAAUCUCGCCACUGUCGUUGCUGCGCUUUCUAUCUGUAUGAAUCUCGGAUAUCCCCCUGUCAAUGCGCGAGCGAACCGAAACGGAAAGAGAAUCCUGAUUUAUGGUGGUUCCUCUUCGGUGGGUGGAUUGGCUGUUCAAUAUGCAGUUGAUGCUGGGUAUGAGGUUCUGACUACAUCUUCCCCUUCCAAUUGGAGUCUUGUACAGCGACGUGGCGCGUCUUGCAUUAUCGAUCAUACGAGGCCGAAAGAAGAGAUCUUGGAGUCUAUCAAGGAGCAUGGUCCAUAUGAUGGCAUCUUUGAUGCGAUUGGUUCCUCGGAAGUUACAUUAUUGUUGGGUGAGUUUUUUCUUGCGAGCAAUGGGGGGACUUUUUGGUCUACGAGUCCUACGCCUGUUGAUAAAGAUCUACCGAAGAACGUGAGAAAGCAAUGGGCUUCAUACUCGGAUGUUUUGGUGGAGGAAGGAGCAAACAAAGAGGCUAAAAUGUGGUAUCUUCAUGAGUAUCUUCCGGAAAGCCUGUCUAGCGGUAGGGUCUUUUCGAAUCCAUCUGAUAUAGUUACAGGUGGACUGGGAUCAGUGCAGAAUGUACUCGAUAGCUUUAUGGAUGGGAAAAUCAGUGGCAAGAAAGUGUUUGUCAAUCCGCAAGAGCAUUGA